GGAAAAAGGAGUUGUAAUGGUUUACUAAAGCUGUUCAAAUAUAGAUGUCAACUAGGUGUUAUGCCUUGCUGGAGAACAAAAUAAGAGAAGGUGGAUUUAUGAUCCAACCUAGACCUUUAGGUGAGAGCUAAUUCAGACAUGGUUCUGAUCAUUAAACUUUCAGAAGGCUUAUUGAGGCAGCUCUUUGGAGAGUUUUUUAAAAGGUAGAUUUAAAUGUGUCAUUUCAAGAAAAGAAACUAGUAUUUCUGAUCAUCAAGAAGGAGCCCCACACUGUUUCAAUCACGUUGGCAUAUGUUAACUCACUUAAUCCUUAUAAUGACUCCAUGAGAUAAGUAUUACUAUCCCCAAUCUAUAGAUGUAAGCAUUGAAAUUAAGGGUUAAGCAAUGUAUUCAAAAUAAUGUAGCUUGUGGUGAGAGGCAAAGUUAGGAUUUGAAUCCAGCUGUGUGUUUCUUCCCACCAUACCAACCAGCUUCCCGUAACUGAAAACUAGAUGAUGGGCCAAAGGACCAAUGAGACUCCAGUUUCCUGAACCCAUUCAGAACAGAAACAGUAUCUUACCUGUUUUUGCCACACCUACCACAGUACCUAAUCCCUAGUAAAGGAUUUAGUAAAUAUGUUUAUAUUGAACUGGUUUGAACUUGAUCCUGUCUGAAGAGGUGAAAUUUAAACAAGACACCAAUGAAGAGGAAUCUGUCAUUCAUAUUUGGAAAGAAUGUUACAAGCAGAGGGAACAGUAGAUGGACUAUAAGACGCUCGCCCAAGAAACUGCUCAAGAAAUUUUAGGAUACAAUCAAGAUACAUCAGGCUGGAAAGUGGUUAAGACUUCAAAAAAGAUAACUGUUUCCAGCAAGGCUUCUAAAAGAUUCCAUGGAAAUCUAUAUCGUGUUGAAGGAAUAAUUCCAGAAUCAACAACUAAGCUAUCUGAGUUCCUCUACAAACCUGAAAACAGAGUUACAUGGGAUAAAUCAUUGAAAGUGUACAAUAUGGUACACAAGAUUGAUUCGGACACAUUCAUAUGUCAUACCAUUACACAAAGUUUUGCCAUGGGCUCAAUUUCCCCCCGAGACUUUAUCGACUUAGUAUACUUCAAGCACUGCGAAGGGAAUAUGGAUAUUAUCAGUUCUAACAGUGUGGAUUUUCCAGCAUACCCACCAUCGUCAAAUUACAUACGUGGUUAUAACCAUGCUUGUGGCUAUAUAUGUUCUCCUCUGAAAGAGAACCCAGCACAUUCCAAACUAGUGAUGUUUGUCCAGACAGAAAUGAAAGGAAAAUUGUCCCCAUCAAUAAUUGAAGCAACCAUGCCUUCCAACUUAAUAAGCUUCAUCCUCAAUGCAAAAGACGGAAUAAAGGCACACAGAAUUCCAUCAGGACACGGAUCUCAUCCUAACGGCCACUCAUCUUUCCUAAAAAAGAAAUGAGGCCACAGAAGAGCAUGCGUGGCAGUCAUUGCCACUCACCUCCAAGUCAAUGUGCAUAAAUACUGUUAAACUUUGCUAGACGGUAUCCUUGUACAAAUUACUGAAGGCACCUUGUGAAAAUAAGAAGUCACAGUAGUACAAGAGAACAGCAUUCAAUAUAGUUUUUAAUCUCAUAUAAGAAUGAUGUGAAUAACAAGUGUCCUUUAAUGUACUUUUAUCUUUUGUUUUGUUCCCCCUGGAAAAUGCCCUGCAAAAGAAUCAGUAAGAAAGCAUACACGGUCAGAGGUCAGCAUUAAUUAAAAAUUAAAAUAUA
Panthera uncia (snow leopard) is the source of this 1732-nucleotide messenger RNA. It is a transcript of the gene STARD6, whose product is annotated as StAR related lipid transfer domain containing 6. Gene Ontology annotation, molecular function: lipid binding. The transcript has 7 exons. NCBI's taxonomy places the organism in Eukaryota, Metazoa, Chordata, Mammalia, Carnivora, Felidae. The record is from RefSeq and is a predicted model, not a curated record. Bases 739 to 1419 code for a protein of 226 amino acids.